AUGAAAGUACAAGAAUUCAACAAGACAUCAGCCACCAUCCAAUGGCAACCACCGAAAGAUACAGGAGGUGUCCCUCUGACAUCGUAUAUCAUUGAGAAGAGAGAGGCCUUACGAGCCACGUGGAGUAAAGCUGAUAAAAUUGAUGCUGAUCAAACUGUCUAUACUGCUAAAAACCUGACCGAGGGAUCAGAAUAUUUCUUCCGUGUUGCUGCUGAAAACAAAGCUGGUGUUGGUCCCUUCUUAGAGAUGGACAAACCAGUCAAAGCAAAGAGUCCAUUUGGUGUACCUGAUCAACCAGACUCUCUCCACAUUAAAAACAUCAAGAAAAAUUCACUCACCUUGGAAUGGACACCACCUAAAUAUGAUGGUGGAGCCCGAAUCAAGAAAUAUAUUGUCUAUAUCAAAAAAGAGGGUGACAACUGGGAGAAAGAAACUUCUACUGAUAGUUACAAGACUAACUAUGAUAUCACUGGACUGAAACCAGAAAAAGACUAUAGUUUUGGUGUGGCUGCUGAAAAUGAGAUUGGUGUUGGUGAGAAGGCUGAAACUGAUAAACCCAUCAAAUUGUCUAAACCAAUCAAUCCACCUUCUCCUCCAGAGGGACCAAUGGUUGUUUCUGAGAUCCAGAAGAAAUCGUGUAAGGUUGGCUGGAAGGCUCCAGAACACGAUGGUGGCUCUCCAAUUACCAGAUAUAUUGUAGAGAAACGAGAACAGUGGAAGACAACCUGGACACAUGUAGAUAAUGUGUCAGCCAAUAAACUGUUCUGUGACCUUCCAAAUCUCCAGGAAGGUAAAGAAAUCUCUAUAAGAGUUAUGGCUGAAAACAUUGCUGGUCAAUCUAAACCAUUGGAAUCAGAAACGUCUGUUGUACCAAAGAGUCCUUACUCUGCGCCCUCAGCUCCUGAAUCACUGACAGUGGAAGACAUCACUGAAUCAUCAGUUGAUCUAAAAUGGACGCCGCCAGCUAAAGAUGGUGGACUGCCGAUUAAAGGCUACACACUAGAACGACGUGAUAAACGAUAUGGUUCUUACGUUAAAGUUGCUACAACCAAAACAUUGUCCUACACAGUUGAAAACUUGAGACUAGGAAGUGAAUAUUUCUUCAGAGUUUUAGCUGAAAAUGAUGAAGGAAUGGGUCCUGCUUAUGUUGUUACUGUAGGUCCACCAGGUAAACCUGAAGGUCCACUGAAAGUAUCAGAGAUCACCAGAGACUCUGCAACGCUAGAAUGGAAACCUCCAACUGAUGAUGGUGGCUCAACGAUAACAGGAUACGUCAUUGAGAAGAAAGAAACUUUACGAACAUCUUGGACUCCUGGUGUUGUGGAUGGUCAGACAUUAAAUUAUAAAGCCAAGAAGUUGGUCGUGAACAAUGAGUAUGAUUUCCGUAUUGUUGCUAUCAACGCUGAAGGUGAAGGUCCUCCAUUGGAGGCCAAACAAACUAUCAAACUCGAACAAAAACAAGAGCCACCAUCAGCACCAGAAGAACCUCUAGAAGUCAAAAAUGUUACCAAGAACUCUGCAACUGUCUCAUGGAAACCCAGCACUAAAGAUAAUGGCUCACCUAUUACUCACUAUGUGAUUGAGAAGAAGGAUGCUUGGAAGACAUCUUGGAGUAAGGUUGACAGAGUUAAAGCCAGCCAGAACUCAGUGGAUAUUAAGAAUCUAACGGAGGGCAACAGUUACCAUGUUCGUGUCAUGGCUGAAAACAGUGCUGGUCUUUCUGAACCUUUACAAACUGAUAUUGAUGAACCAAUUGUUCCUAAGAGUCCAUACAAAGUACCUGGUAAACCAGAAGGUCCCAUGCAGAUAGUGGAAACUGAUUCCACCUCUGCUACAAUUCGCUGGCAACCACCAGAGAGUGAUGGUGGUUUACCUAUUAAACGAUAUAUCGUAGAGCGAAGGGAUGUGAAGAGACAGGCCUGGAUCAAGGUGGAUGCUGUCCGUGGUAAUCAGCUGACCUGUCAUAUUGAUAAACUGAUUGAGGGUACGAACUAUAUGUUCCAAGUCUCAGCAGAGAAUGACGAGGGAGUUGGUAAACCAUUAGAAUCUGAUGGACCAGUUCAAAUCAGACGUAAAGCAGGUAAAUCAUUCAUUAUUUGUGAAGAGUACCUGUUCCGUGUUAGCGCUAAGAAUGCUAUUGGUCGAAGUAAACCAGUUACUAUGGAAUCACCAGUUAAACCAAUGAGACCAAUGGGUAAGUCUACAAUUUCUUUAGACAUGCUUCAAACUUUGAAAACAUCCAACCUCAGUUUCUUUUUAUGGAACUGUUUUUGUUUAUCUGGGCUGAAAUAUGAAGUCAGGAGUUUUGAAGCAAUUGUAACUUUUGCAACUGGUUAUUUAUUUGGUUUCGCUUUUCUAUUUUUAGAAGUACCUGGAGCACCAAGAGGUCCUUUGACAGCUUCCGACAUCCAGAGAGACUCCAUGACAUUGAGUUGGCAGACUCCACUGGAUACAGGUGGUUCUCCAAUUACUGGAUACAUCGUGGAUAAACUUGAUUCACAACGUGGUGGCUGGGUACGGGCCUGUAAAGUCGGACCUAACAUCAACAGCUGUAAGAUCUCUGGCCUAACAGAGGGACAUGAUUAUAAUUUCCGAGUUUACUCUGAGAACAAGAUGGGAGUUGGACAACCACUAGACAUGAAAAAUAUGGUCAAAGCCAAGAAUAAACCAUCUGAGCCGGAGAAACUUAAAGUCACAGAAGUUUUGGAUGACGCUGUAUUUAUUGAGUGGUCUCCCCCUGCUCAAACUGGUGGCCUUGACCUGAUUGGCUACGUUGUUGAAAGACGUGAAGCUGGCUCAUCUCAAUGGCAGAGAAUUGGCCACACUGAAGACACCAAAUUCAAAUGCAGAAAUCUUCUGGAAGGACGAUCUUACAAUUUCCGAGUUUUUGCUGAAAAUGCUGAAGGUUUAAGUGAACCUGUUACUCUGAAGAAAUCUGUCAUGCCAGAACGACAACUUGGUAAGUGA
Molecule: messenger RNA, 2967 nt
Organism: Lottia gigantea (owl limpet)
Lineage: Eukaryota; Metazoa; Mollusca; Gastropoda; Lottiidae
Exons: 11
Coding region: 1-2967 (988 amino acids)
Molecular function (GO): protein binding
Source: RefSeq, a predicted model, not a curated record